This is a messenger RNA of Schizosaccharomyces osmophilus, 1965 nucleotides long. RefSeq names its product Ino80 complex actin-like protein Arp8 (gene arp8). Gene Ontology annotation, biological process: regulation of DNA-templated transcription; double-strand break repair. The transcript has 5 exons. The record is from RefSeq and is a predicted model, not a curated record. NCBI's taxonomy places the organism in Eukaryota, Fungi, Ascomycota, Schizosaccharomycetes, Schizosaccharomycetales, Schizosaccharomycetaceae. Bases 1 to 1965 code for a protein of 654 amino acids. Gene Ontology annotation, cellular component: Ino80 complex.
AUGGCACCGAAAAGAAAACAAAGUGACACUGAGGAAGGAAUUGACUUUAAAUUUACACAAUUUCAGAUUGUUCCUCCUAUCAAUCAGAAAAACUUCUACACAGAUUAUUUGAAACGAGAUGAUCAAAUGUACAUUUGGAGAGAUACUGCUAGUGCCAAGGACGGUGAGCCUGAUACAACAGUAGGAGACGUCAAACAAGAAGAAUCCAAAAAGGUUGCCGAAGAAGAGGAGGAUGGCAUGGAAGAAAAUACACAAGAAGGAAAACAGAGGGAUGCUAAAACAGUGGUCAUUCAUGUAGGAUCCCAAAAUCUUCGUAUUGGAUUAGCAUCAGAUAAUUCUCCGAAAACUGUCCCCAUGGUUAUCGCCAGAAAAAUGAAUGUUGAUCCUGAACAUCGUCACCUCCAAUUGUCUAAAAUUUGCAAAAAAAACAAGGAUGGCAACCUGCAAUUUGAUGAAGAGUUUGAAAACAAUUUGAAAAUGCUGCAAACGGAAUUGAAGGCUCGUUUAAAAGCAAAGAAAAAUCGACCUGUUCCCAAUGGUACAGCGCUCGUGAACAACUUUAAUAAAAUAUCUAAACCAGAAGUCAUCCCAUCUCAUGAAGAUCCUCUCAAGCCCGAUUGGAUUCAGUUUGAGAAUAAUAAACGACCAGACGUGAUUAUCGGCGAAGAGGCUUCACUCCUUCCAGUAAAGGAAUAUCCGGAAUAUAGGUUUUUUCAUCCUCUAAAGGAUGGAAUAUUCAAUGAAAAUGAUUAUGAAUCCUCUCAGCAGUUGUUUUCAGAUAUAUAUGAGAUAUUAAAGUACUCUAUUUCCGACUUGCUCCAAAUACCACUUUCGCAGUUACCCCAGUACUCAUCCGUUUUCAUCGUUCCGGAUCUUUAUGAUCGCAUUUACGUAGAAAGAUUUUUAGACCUUUUAUUUUAUGACCUUCAGUUUGGAAAAAAUGCCAUUGUACAAGAGUCCCUCUGUACGUCGUUUGGUGCUGGAAUGUCUUCUGCUUGUGUUGUAGACGUGGGUGCUGAAAAAACGGCCGUAAGCUGUGUGGAAGAAGGAAUUGUAAUUCCAAAUUCAAGAAUUAAUAUGAAGUACGGAGGAGACGACAUAACGCUGUUAUUUGCGAAGCUCUUAGCGAAAAGCCAUUUUCCAUAUCGUGAGAUUGACCUUUCUCUCCCUUACGAUUGGAAUUUGAUGCAAAGUUUAAAGGAAAAAUAUUGUGGUAUUAGCCAAGGAACGUAUAAUAUCCAAUUGAACGACUUUCACUCCCGUACUCCAGAUGGUGGAACCAAAAAAUAUUCAUUUAAGGUACUGGAUGAAACAAUCCUUUCUCCAUUUGGAUACUUUCGUCCCGAUAUUUUUGAAAAUGGAGAAAAAUUGAAGGAUAGAUACAAGCUUUUCCCUGUUCCUGUGGACGUGUAUGAAAACCAGCCAAACAAUCCAGAGUCACUUGCACACACAACCUUGUUGCAAAUUUCUGCUCCUUUGGCGUCAAAGGAAGAAGAAUCCAAAUCAAUAGUAGAGGAUUAUGAGGGAGAUGAACCAAACGAAAAUAAAAGACCAAGGGUCAUUCAUUUGGGGUCACUUGCCUCUCCGGAAAAAAUCAAGGAGAAGCUUGUUUAUCCUUUGGAUGAUGCCAUUAACCAAAGUAUUUUCAGCGCUUGUGAAGGGAAUUUGGGUGAUCAGGCCAAGAACCUAUACUCUAGUAUCUUGGUUGUUGGUGGUGGUGCCUUGUUUCCUGGAUUUUCGCAUCUUUUAGAAGAGCGGCUGCAAUCGAAGCGAGCAAACAUUUCGAACAUUGCUGUGUUACCACCUCCACGUGGAUUAGAUGCUCAGAUUAUUGCAUGGAAGGGUGGUUGCAUAUACAAUCGUUUACGGAUUGUUUCUGAAUUCUGGAUUAAGGCUAGCGACUGGAAAACAUUGGGAAGCAGAGUAUUACAAUAUAAAACAUUGGGAUAUUUUUGGACUGGAUAG